This is a messenger RNA of Sorghum bicolor (sorghum), 2000 nucleotides long. RefSeq names its product probable serine/threonine-protein kinase PBL3. Gene Ontology annotation, biological process: protein phosphorylation. The transcript has 6 exons. Gene Ontology annotation, molecular function: protein kinase activity; ATP binding. The coding region runs from base 427 to 1728 and encodes 433 amino acids. The record is from RefSeq and is a predicted model, not a curated record. NCBI's taxonomy places the organism in Eukaryota, Viridiplantae, Streptophyta, Magnoliopsida, Poales, Poaceae.
UUUCUUUCUCCUCCAGUCCUCCUCGCGGCUUCCGCAGUUCCGUUGCCCUUGGGGCUGACCGCGGCCAUACGCACGUCGCCCGCGCGCCUCCUCCUAGCGACGAACCCCCAUCCACACGACACUACUCGGGCGCGCAGUGCAGCCGCCGGCCGGGUUGACUUGACUCCGGCGGGGACACCUUCUUACGUGCUUCUGGCGGCACGGGUUGGCGUGGCGGUCGGGCUCGGCUCAGAUCCUCCAAAGAUUGGAUUCUGGAAGAGUGCGCUAUUGGUGGCGGAGCUUCUGGCGUUGACCCCGGCCGAGUUCUUGCAGGCGCGUGCGAGGAGGGGGUUGCACCGUUCCUGCUCCUGGCAGCUGCCGGCAUCGGGGCGGUCCGAUCGGUCGAUGUGUCGCCGGUAGAUUGGCCGGCGGCAGCGCAGCGAGGAGAUGGGGAACUGCAUGGACAAGGCGGUGCCGGUGGACCACAACACCUCCUAUCAAUCAAAAGUAGGGAGCAAAUCAAUUUCAUCAUCCAACCCCUCAACAGUUAAAAGUGGUUCGACUCGGUCAACUUGGACUGUGGCCUCAUACAAAGAUAGUCGAGAGCUUCCUACUCCUAGGACAGAAGGAGAAAUCUUGUCGUCGUCAAAUUUGAAGGCAUUCUCAUUUGGUGAUCUCAAAUCUGCAUCGAAGAACUUUAGAUCAGAUAGUCUUAUUGGGGAAGGAGGAUUUGGCUAUGUGUUCAAAGGCUGGAUUGAUGAGCAAACUCUUGCCCCUUCAAAGCCAGGAAGUGGUAUGGUUGUUGCCAUCAAGAAGCUAAAACCAGAAGGUUUUCAGGGCCACAAGGAGUGGCUGACAGAGGUUGACUACCUUGGCCAACUUCACCACCAGAAUCUUGUCAAACUCAUUGGUUAUUGCUCAGAUGGUGAUAACCGACUCCUGGUGUAUGAGUACAUGCCUAAAGGAAGUUUGGAAAAUCAUCUAUUCAGACGAGGUGCUGAUCCUUUACCCUGGGGAAUAAGACUCAAAGUUGCAAUUGGGGCCGCUAAGGGUUUAUCAUUUCUGCAUGAUGCUGAGAACCAAGUCAUAUAUCGUGACUUCAAGGCAUCAAACAUUCUCCUUGACACGGAGUUCAACGCAAAGCUUUCAGACUUUGGCUUGGCAAAAGCAGGUCCAACUGGGGAUAGGACCCAUGUUUCUACGCAGGUCAUGGGCACACGAGGUUAUGCAGCUCCAGAAUAUGUUGCAACAGGUCGCCUCUCAGUAAAGGCAGAUGUCUACAGCUUUGGCGUCGUGCUACUUGAGUUACUGACAGGACGGCGGGCGCUAGACAAAUCGAAACCGGUAUCCGAGCAGAACCUCGUUGAAUGGGCAAAACCCUACUUGGGAGACAAGCGCCGUCUGUACCGCAUCAUGGACUCGAAAUUGGGAGGGCAGUACCCGAAGAAAGGCGCCCAUGCUGUCGCUGGAAUCGCCCUGCAGUGCAUCCGCAACGACGGCAAGAAUAGGCCUGCAAUGUCCGAGGUCGUGGAGAAGCUGGAGCAGCUGCAGGACCCCAAGUACAACAUCGCGGCGCCUCAAGUCAACACACGGCAGAUGUCGUCGUCAUCCUCAGGCUCAGUCCCAAGGUCACCCAUGAAGGCGCAGCCUUCUCCAAGGCGCCUGUCAGGUUCGGCCUCCCCGAAGCCAGCAGCAGCAGCAGCAGGCUCCCCGCUCCCAGGGUCUUGUAGGACCGCGCAGGUUCACUAGACCUGCUGAGAGAAGUUCGAAAAUGGAGCGCAUAUGUGUGUUGUUGUAGGGCCUGUAGCUGUGUUACAUGUAGCUGUAUAUUUUUGCUGUAUUGCUCCCAAUCAAAGUGUUUUUUUGUUCGUGCGGGUGAAUGUAUCAUGGAAUCCGCUCUGUGAGUGAGACAGUGAACCCUUGUUUCGCCAUUAUGAGAUGAGAUGGAUUGCUGCUUCUUUGAGACAGCCAAUGCAUUAUAGGUUUUGAUUGAAGGGAUGUGCCUGUCGCUUUGUCGUUCA